Messenger RNA from Naegleria gruberi, 1755 nucleotides. RefSeq lists its product as uncharacterized. The record is from RefSeq and is a predicted model, not a curated record. The annotation marks the transcript as partial. Lineage: Eukaryota; Heterolobosea; Eutetramitea; Acrasida; Naegleriidae. The transcript is spliced from 3 exons.
AUGAGCUUAAAUUCACCAACCUCCCUGCAACAUACCUCUUCUGUUGCAGCUAUCAACGAGAUCAUAGAGGAAUUUAUUACCUGUACUUGGGAAACUCUUCCUAAUGAUGUGAGAGAGGUGCUAGGAGGAAAUAAACAAAUGUUUGAAAAAAUCUUGAAAGAUUAUGCUAUGGAAAGACAAAUACCAUAUGAACAAGCUCCUGUACAAUUAUUGUUGAUGAGUAAGAGAGAUUAUUAUUUGGAGAUGGUAGAAUAUUUGAGAAAUAAUUUGAGAUUAUUUCCAUACCAAUUUUCUGAUGUUGUCAUCAACGAGUUGGGUAUUUUACCAUUUAGUUUUUAUAUUGAAAUGGUAUUUACAAUUAUGAAGAAUGAAAAAUCGUACGAUAUUCUUCCUAAUUUUACAGCUGCAGAUGUAAAUAGAUUAUUGGGAAUUGGAAGAAAUCAAUAUAUUGAUAUUAUGAACAAAGUUAGAAGUAAAAAAUGGACUUGGAGAUUCAAUAAGAAUAUUAUAAGAGAACAAUUACCUUUACAACCAAUUGAUACAAAAAUAGACUAUUGGUGGAUUGUUGAUUGUUUUCCAAUGCCUCAACAAGAAUUUCUAAAAAUUUAUAAUACACUCACCACUGAUGAGGCUAUUGCAGUAGCUAUGGUAAAAAAUGAAGGUAAAAUUCUAGCUUGUAGAAUUUCCUAUCCAGAGCUAAUAUCAAUUUACAAGAAAGGUCUAGUACAUUUUCAUGUACCUAUCAAUAGCGAUGAUUAUAUAGUAAUACCACCUUUGAAGGGAUUUAUUAUGAAUAGAACGCCAAAUGAUCAUUUUGAAAAGUUACUUUAUGAUAUCCUUGUUACAUUGGAUGAAAGAACUACAGUUGGACAGUUAGCUAAUAUUUUACAAGUAGAUGAAAAUAUCAUUAAAUCUGCAGUCUCUGUGUGCUGUAGAUUAGGGUUUGCUAAAAAAAGAGUGGCUAAACCAAAGAAUCUAUCUGAAACAAGUGAAGAUCAAUAUAAAAAUAUUUGGCAACCCUUCAUAGAUGAAUACCACGAAGAGCUAGUCAAGGAUGAAUCCAAUGCCACAAGUGAAAAAUUAUCAACAGAAAAUAAUGCUAUUAUUAAUUUUACAUCAAGUUUUGAGAAUGGUGGUGAAAAAAAAAAGAGAAUUGGAUUCUUAUUCGACUCAUCCCUCACAGCAUAUUUAAUGAUGGGUAAUUUAGCAGAAGGAUUAAAAAAUCAUGCUGUAACACUCUUUGAAGUUGGAAAAAUGCAAGAUGAAUUAUUAGAUGAAUUUUUGAGGGAAUUGGAUAAAGUAGUUUGUCCAACUGAUAAUGAAGGAGAAGCACUUAAAUACUAUACUCAUGCAAUUGCCUUAAGAAACACUUUGAGAUUUUUGAGACACAAUCAAAACUUUGCCAUGUCAGGAUCUGAUGGAGGUGUGGAUAUGUUAAGAUGUGAGAGUUUGAAUAAUUUAGACCAAGGUACAAAAAUGCGUAUUAUUGAAAUGAAUUAUUCUAUUCUGAUAGCCACAGCUCCAAUCGCUUCAAGGGCAAUUAGUUUACCAAAUUGUAUUCCUAACUUUUAUGGACCUCCAAUUCCUCAUGUUUCUUCUCCAUGGUUCAAAAUUUAUGUAUAUACUUGUUGUGAAAUGGGACCUCCAUCAGUACUUUUUGUAAAAGGACAACGUAUCAAAAAAUUACCAAAUAUGAUUGAAAAUAACGAAAAAAUAAUGAUUUCUGGAUGGGAACAAGAACCUUAUGCUGUACAU